AAUUAUAAUCUUAGUCGUUACUGAGCAGGCAAAAGCACCACAAUGCUUUCUAAUUAUUUUACAACGUUCGUUUUAUUUUUUUGUGUAGCGGAGUGUGUUGUAGAUGACUAUCGGUUUGUGUCUGAAAUUGAUGGUUAUCUCAAGCUGCAUCGCGUCCCGGAAAAGUGGCAAGAUGCCCGAUUAAGGUGUUAUUUAGAAGGUGGUGUACUGGCUUCACCAACAGAUAUAGAUAUAAUAACUGCCAUGAAAGAAAUCAUAACAAAGGAAAAUCAACAAGAAGGCCCAGAGAGAUUUUAUACUGGAAUCCAUGCGACGUAUUCUAAUGGGUACUAUACGACUAUUACAGGGGUUCCUCUCUCACAGAUUGAUGUGUUAUGGGAACACGGUCAACCAAAUAACUUGUAUGAGCAUUAUUAUGACCGCCCAAAGAACUGUCUUACCAUGAACCAAUCUGGGGCAUUAGCUGCAGCAGGUUGCGAGGCCGAUUUCCCAUUCUUCUGUUUUAAGUCAACGAAGAAAAUUAACGCCCAUAAAUGUGGCCCUGAGUAUAUUGAAAGUGGUAAGUUGCUUUUAAUAGUUAAGUUUUUAAAUAUUUAGUAUCUAAAAUAGGAUGCUGUAAGACGCGUGUGUCUUACCAUGAACCAAUCUGGGGCAUUAGCUGCAGCAGGUUGCGAGGCCGAUUUCCCAUUCUUCUGUUUUAAGUCAACGAAGAAAAUUAACGCCCAUAAAUGUGGCCCUGAGUAUAUUGAAAGUGACUACCAGAUGAAUAACAGAACUAACAGUUGUUACAAGUUCCAUAAAGAAGGCCGGUCAUGGCCAAACGCUUUUAAGACCUGUAUGGCUGAAGACGCAUAUCUGGCUAUCAUUAACAGCGAAGCUGAGUCCGAAGUUCUAAGUGAAUUAUUUAACAAAUAUUCCCAUGACGAUAUUCCCGGUGACUUCCAUAAAGAUGCUGCCAGCAUUGGCUUCACUAAGUGGGCGGAAUAUGGAGAUUGGUUUACUAUUCAUAGCGAAUCGUUGGCUGACGCUGGAUUUUCUACCUUUAAUUCUGGUGAACCUAACAAUGUAGAUCCACCGGAAUUAUGCGGAUCGGUUUGGAGAACUGGCCUGCUUAACGACCAUAACUGCAAUCGAAUCCUUGCUUUUAUCUGUGAAAAAACACCUUCACAAAGCAAUUAUAAAGACCUUGAAUUUCGGUAAUAUUCUCGGAUGAGAAAAUUUAACAGUUAAGUUAAAAUUAAUAGGUUAACUCAAGUUUCUAAUUUAUAAUAAAAUUGACCUUUUUCAUUAAUUAGUUGGGCCUAAGUUCCGGCUGAGAACUUAAAAAAUUACGAAUCUGAGUCGGUGCUAAUGUAAUCUGUAUACUUGUAUCGGAAAUAAAUUAAAUUUGCGCUGUAGUUCCGUUUGUGCAUAUUUCCUUUUUACAAAAGCAAAUUUAUAUUUCUUAUGAAAUGAUUUACUACUAAAACUUCCCAAAGAACGAUACGCUUAUUAAAGGCAGUUACUUAAUUAACUUGGACUUUAGACGCUAGCAUUCCUUUCCUUUAUAGCCUUAUUUGUGCUCGUAAUAUCUCGAUAAAUACUUACGUACUAUGAAUGAAUUAUAAAAAAAUGCAAAAUAAAUUUAUACUGAUAUAAGAAAAAAUAAAGGAAAGGUUUGGAGGAUCAUAACUUA
Molecule: messenger RNA, 1675 nt
Organism: Cydia pomonella (codling moth)
Lineage: Eukaryota; Metazoa; Arthropoda; Insecta; Lepidoptera; Tortricidae
Exons: 6
Source: RefSeq, a predicted model, not a curated record